Molecule: messenger RNA, 417 nt
Organism: Suillus plorans
Lineage: Eukaryota; Fungi; Basidiomycota; Agaricomycetes; Boletales; Suillaceae
Exons: 2
Source: RefSeq, a predicted model, not a curated record
UUCCCGCUUCUCAGCAAUAUUAAUUAUGGCGAGUGGUCUAUCCGAAUGGAGGCAGAGCUUAUCCGAAAGGGUCUAUGGGAUAUGGUGUUUGUUGAGGUAGAUUUCAUCUGGGAGACGCUCGCCCAAGUCCAUCGCACACGUGGCCUAGGUACCAGGAUGGCAUUGCGACGGAAGUUGUUGAUGGCGACAAAAGGUACGGCAGAGGCUAUGUCUGCCUGGAUUAGUCGUGUCAAGGGUAUGGCUCUGGAUUUGGAUGAUAUUGGUGUUACCGUGGACGAUGAAGACCGGAUUCUUGCGCUUACGACUGGACUCGACAAAUCGUAUGAUUCAUUUGUCAUCUCACUCGACUCGAUGGUCACUGCAGAUCUUACAUUUGACCAUGUGGUCAACCGCUUACUCAAUGAAGAUGUUCGGCGA